AUGCCAAUACAAUCGGAAACACCAACAGUGCUAAAAGCGAAUGAGUAUGGACGAGCGUUAUCGUUGCGUCUUCAAGAGCUGCGUAAAGAAGGACGUUAUGUUGACUGUAAGAUUCGAUUGGAGACUGCAGAUGGACAUUUAAAAGAACUGCGUGCACAUCGUAACGUUCUCGCGUCUGGUAGUAAUUUUUUUAAAGAGGCUUUCAAUAUGAAAGAAGCAGCAACUGAUGAUGAUGAGGAGGAUGAUGAUAAUAAUGAUAAGAAUAAGACAAACGAAUCUGAUUUAACACUGAAAUUAACGAAUGAUGGUGCUGUUUCGUGUUUCGAAUCGCUUUUAGAUUUUCUGUAUUGUGGUUUGUUGGACACUUCAAAGAAUGAUCCUGAUAGUUUGAUGCAAAUCGCGAAACUUUAUCAAGUGAAAGAAGCUGAGCAGUUAUUAGAACCAUAUUGUUCGAACCUGCUGCCCACCUCAACUUCUACAUCGUCAUGCACAUCAGCACCACUUUCUACACAACUACCAACUUUGCCAUCCCUAUUUCCACCGCAGUCGGCUACGCUUGAAGCACUUAUGAAUGGCUGUGGUACAAGUGCAGCAGUAUCAUCAUCACCGUCCACUUCAUUGCAUGAUUUGAACGCAUCACAAAGUUAUAACAAUGCUCUUGAAGUUCAAAUGCAAAUUGCUCGAAUCGCUGCUGCACAUCGUUUAGCACAACCACAGUUUUUUCCCCCGCCGUUUCAGUUAUUAGCCACCAUAUUGCCAUCGUUUUCAUCGCAAUUCACCUUUCCAUCAACUUCAUUACCAAGUCUUCUAACAACUAACUCAACUCCAUCCUCUCGUUCAACACCAUCUAACGGCAGUUCUAGAAAACGAAAGAAGACGGUGCUUUAUUAUUGUUAUAUUACGAUUAUGAAUAUCGUCACUGUUGUGUAUAAUAUUUUCUUAUGCGAUUUAUUCAAUGAACUAGCCAUAUCCUUUAGCACAAUUGACAAUAAUAAUUUUCAGAACGUAAGUGAAAAUAAUCAAAAUGAGUGUACAGGUACAACAGUAAAGGAACUGUCACCGUCAAUCAUCAAUGAACCAACUGAGGAAAUAAGUAUUGAUGAAAAUUCAGAUACAUUCGAUAAUAUGGGUGAUAUUAUUGUACCGAGUAGUGAUCGAGAAGGAUGGUGUCGCAAUAAGAAGUACAUAGAAAGAGUUGCGAAUGGCUUCAUGUGCAGUGUGUGUCAUAAGGUGUACGGUCGAUACAAUUCCGUAUCAUAUCACGUGACAAUCUAUCAUCGAAAUCCACCAAUCAAAUGCGACGAAGAGGGGUGCUCGAGAAAGUGUCCAUUUUGUCGUCAUAUAUCAAAAAGUCCAGCGAUGUUAGAUAAACAUAUCAGUCGCCAUAUGAGUGAUUGUACACGCAACGGAACCCAACUGAAAUGUCCUCAAUGUGAUAUAAAUUUAUCAACGCAAAAAGAUAUGCUCGAUCAUAUUUCAAAACAACAUCAACAUCAAGACUGCAUUAAUUUUCAUUGUGAUCAAUGUAAUUAUAGAGGUCAAUCGGAAAUUUCACUGAAACAGCACAUAUCAUUUAAACACUCAGCGGAAAUGUUCACAAAAAAGAUGACCUGUAAAUUAUGCCAAUACGGUUGUAUGGAAGAAAUGAAUCUUAAAGAGCAUUAUCAACGUAUGCAUCCGCAACAUCAGUUCGAUGAUGAAAAAGAUUGUACUUGCGAUCAUGAACAACCAACAAACGAAGUGUCGAAUUCGAAUUCAGAAGAAGUGCCGCGCGGUGAAUCACCCGCAACGUCAACUAUCGUUUCGUUAUCGUGCAGCACGAAAGAGAACGGUGCUAAUAGUUGUGGUGAUAAUACAAGUGAAGAUGAAAUUGAAGAGCAACAUGAUGAGGAAGAAGAUGCUGACAAGAAGUGGAAUUAA
This is a messenger RNA of Anisakis simplex (herring worm), 1920 nucleotides long. The record is from the annotation of a GenBank genome assembly. Lineage: Eukaryota; Metazoa; Nematoda; Chromadorea; Rhabditida; Anisakidae.